Molecule: messenger RNA, 2067 nt
Organism: Hippocampus comes (tiger tail seahorse)
Lineage: Eukaryota; Metazoa; Chordata; Actinopteri; Syngnathiformes; Syngnathidae
Gene: ube2ql1
Product: ubiquitin conjugating enzyme E2 QL1
Exons: 3
Coding region: 473-1315 (280 amino acids)
Source: RefSeq, a predicted model, not a curated record
UCUUUGCAGGGUGAGCGCAUGUGGGCUGAGCGUUCGAGUUGGUGUGCUUGCCGGAGUCGUCAUCCUCUGCAUUACUCGAGCUGCAGCAGCUGAACACACAUACGCGCACACGUACAUUUACGCUCACACAAAGACAAGCACUAUAAUAAGCGCUUUCCUGCAGCUCCGCUGCUUGGCAGCUCUCGUGGAUCUUCUGGAUUGUCGUUUUUUUUUUCACGUAUACGUGGUGGCCAUUUGCAGCAGAUACUCUGGAUUUCACGCAAUCGGUCACGUCGUGCAGUGAUGAUGCACUGAGAGGAGAGGCGCAGGAUCGUGGGCUGCGAUUACCCCCGAAGGCUGUCGUGAAGGUUGAGAUCUGAGAGUGGCGCAAGCAAGGUGAACUCAGUAGUCCCUAUCCACGCCGAGGGAAUCUCGACCCUCUGUCGGGGGGUGGAUCGGUGGAGGAAUCCCAACCAGAUCCGUUCAAUAAAUUAUGGCCACUCUACUGCGGAAAAUCGGCCUGAUCCGCCUGCACGACCGAGACACAGAGGACCCCAAACACCACCAGGGCUCUUUAAAGGGCACCAAAGGCACCCCGAAAAACAACAAACAUUGUCAGACGGCCAACGACACCAACAUCCUCAGCACCCCGGAGAUCAAGGCGAGGAAGCUGGACCAGCACGGCAAGGACAAGGAAAAGCCAGGCAAGGAUGCCAAGGAGAAACAACAACAACAGCAGCAGCAGCAGCAGCAAACCGGCGGAGGUGGGAAUAAAAGCACCGCAGCCUCCUCCGUCCCUCCGCUCGCGCCUCACCGGCAUCACUGCACCCAAGUGCGGACGCGCAGGCUGAUGAAGGAGCUGCAGGAGAUCCGCAGGUUAGGGGAUAGCUUCAUCACGGUGGAGCUGGUGGAGGAGAACCUGUUCGACUGGAACGUCAAGCUGCACCAAGUGGACAAGGACUCCGCGCUGUGGCAGGACAUGAAGGAGACGAGCACCGAGUUCAUCCUGCUCAACGUCACCUUCCCCGACAACUUUCCUUUCUCGCCGCCCUUCAUGCGGGUGCUGACGCCGCGCUUGGAGAACGGCUACGUGUUGGACGGGGGCGCCAUUUGCAUGGAGCUGCUGACCCCCCGCGGAUGGUCCAGCGCCUACACGGUGGAGGCCGUCAUGAGGCAGUUUGCGGCCAGCCUCGUCAAAGGACAGGGGCGUAUAUGCCGGAAAGCAGGCAAGUCCAAGAAGGCCUUCAGCCGUAAAGAAGCCGAGGCCACCUUCAAGUCGUUGGUGAAGACCCACGAGAAGUACGGCUGGGUGUCCCCGCCCGUGUCGGACGGCUGAGCGCCGACCCCUGACCUCCAACAUGCAAAAUGACACCACGCUAACUCAACAAUCUGUCACACUCACCUUUUGCUGUAGCUUUUAUUUAUUUUAAUGUGUGUGUGUGUGUGUGUGUGUGUGUUACAUGGGGGACUUUGUAUUUGAUAUGCAGACAAGCGAUCACUUUCACAUCAUCAUCACCAUCACUGCCCUCACCCUCGCCCAGGGAAAUUCUUUCCCCAUUUUGGGAAAGGCCUGAGAAGGAGGUCUGUGUGUGUGCGCAUUCGGGAAUGCAUUUCUUGCUUUUCCUCCAUCUCGAUGUAUUUUUUUUCUUCUUCUCGUGCACAUGCAGUUGGACCCUGUGUGGACUUUUGCAGCCGAAUGAAGCGGACUCAUCCCGCUGUGGCGCUCGCCUUGCCCUCCCCACGCCUGAGCCCUUCCCUCCUCUUCCUUUCGGCAUUACUCUCGGUCGUCUGCCUGUGGCUGCGGGUUCAUUUGCAUAUAAAUGAAGCCGUUCAUGUUUAAUAGACGGGCGGCGCGCCGACUUCUCCGCUUGUUCGCUCCUUCGUUUCUUCCCUUUUUUUUCUCCCUGUCGGCUGUGCGGUUGCCCACACUUGGAUGCAACAUGAAGAUUGUAAUGUACAUGGAGCUGUGCUCUCUCUCUCUCUCUCUCAUAUCCUUCCAAGCCCGCUCGCCCACUGUCUUUCUUUUUGUCUCGUGGCUAAAUUUAGCGCUCACUGUUGCAUCGAUGAAUAUUAAUUUCUAAUGGAAGG